UAGUGUUCUAGAAAUUAUAAAAUUAAGUCUUUACUGCGCCCUACUGGCCGCUAAACGCUAAAGCCUCUCUCAAGGGUUUCUCUCUUCCGGUUGACUCGGAGAUUUCAGCAACGAAAGCGUUUGGAAAGGAGUUUUAAUGUACAGUAUUCGUAUACAUUAAUAACCCAAGUUAAAUGGUUGUUAGUAGUUAAAAGAUGUAGAUGUAAAGUAUUACACGAAUCAAAUAUAUCUGCAUAAACCUGAUAGCUGUGUUGGUGAAUGAAACAAUUAGAAGUGUGUCACAAAUGGACUGUCAACCUCGAGGGAGAGGAAGAGGAGGGCGAGGAAACCGAAAUGAAGAGAGCAGAGAUAUGCGUCUGUCUAAAUCUCUGUCUUAUGCAUUACGCCACGGUGCCAAUAAGAUGGGUCUGCAGAUGAACUCGGAUGGCUUUGUAUUUGUGGAGGAACUUCUCACUCAUAAGCAGUUCCACUCAUUUUCACUGGAGGAUGUUGAGCGAGUGGUGGCCACCAACGACAAACAGCGAUUCAAGCUUUGCCACCACCCUGUGGAUGGUCGUCUUCAGAUACGAGCCAAUCAAGGUCACUCAGUGCAGGUUACAGAUCUGGAGUUGAGAGCAGUAGCACUUGAUGAUCCAGACUAUCCAAGAGAAGCUGUUCAUGGCUCAUAUAUGAAACACUGGCCCUCUAUAUGCAGUCAGGGCAUCAGCAGAAUGAACAGAACUCACAUACACCUGGCACCCGGGCUUCCUGGAGAUGGCAGAGUCAUCAGUGGUAUGAGACCGAGUUGUGAUCUGGCUGUGUACAUUGAUGUUGCGAAAGCUAUUUCAGAUGGGAUUCAGUUUUUUUGGUCGGAGAAUGGCGUACUCUUGACCCCUGGAGAUGCUGCUGGGAUGUUACUGCCAUGCUAUUUCUCUCGAGCACGAAGACUAAAACCUUCACCUUGUGAAAUUGAACUACAUUAGCUGUUGAAGAGGAUCUCCUUCUGAACUUAAAACAAAAAACUGGAGAUGUACAUUGGACUUUCGAAUGCAUUAAAGUGGAAGAUCUGUUUCUAAGAAUUAAUAUCUUCUAAAUAAAAAGAAACACAUUUUUUAAUAGCACGA
Carassius carassius (crucian carp) is the source of this 1103-nucleotide messenger RNA. Its product is annotated as tRNA 2'-phosphotransferase 1. The transcript has 7 exons. The record is from RefSeq and is a predicted model, not a curated record. Bases 285 to 962 code for a protein of 225 amino acids. Lineage: Eukaryota; Metazoa; Chordata; Actinopteri; Cypriniformes; Cyprinidae. Gene Ontology annotation, molecular function: tRNA 2'-phosphotransferase activity. Gene Ontology annotation, biological process: tRNA splicing, via endonucleolytic cleavage and ligation.